AAACAAAAUUAAAGUUAGGCAAAGUGGUCACAAGAUUUAGAGCGGAUCUUUCUUUUGAAAAACAAGAAAUUCUUGCAGAAAGAAAACAAAUAAGAAACCCACGUUCCUUUUUAUAAGCCUAACUGCCCUCCAACUGCUAGAACUUCCUCUUCUCCGUUAGCAGCUUAUUCAGUUUCUUACCAUCUCCUCUGCAAAUUCUCAUCCAAGGAAAGAAAUUAGAAAAAGCUGAGAAAACCCCAUUAAUCAGUAGUGUAGAAAGAUGAAGUGGGGCAAGAAGAAACCAUCUUCAUCAUCUGCUUCUUCUCGCCCUUUCUUAAUCUCUCAAGUUCUACCCACUUCAUGGCUGACAAAGUUCAAGCAAACAAGCAUCAGUUCCAGGCAGAAACAUGCGAAAGUCAAGCAAAAAGAGAAAUGGAAUUCUGUGUCUACAGACUCUUCGGCUUGUGCUAAUAGUGGAGGUAAAAUUUAUGGAGGAGAUGGUGAUGCUUUUUGGAGGCUAUCGUUUGGAGAGGAUAGUCUUGAGGGCAUGAACUACAUAAAUGUGUCACGAUCAGUUCAGUACAAUUCAGACGAUGAUCUUGAAUUUCUAGCAUCAAGCCACCACAGCUGUAAAUCAAAAGCUUCAAGAGUGAAUGGAAGUGGACAGACUCAAAAGUUCAGUAACAUGGUUUCUCCAGUAAAGAAAAUGAAAGAAUUACUAGAAGAAGAAGAGAUUUUGCCAGAACGAACAAGUACAAGGGAAAAAGAAGCAGAAAUCAGAACACCAAGGCUGAAAGUUAGAAGAGAUGAGAAAUUAAGAAAAGGAAAGCAAAGGGAUUUUGAAGGGAAGCAAUUAGAACUAGAUGGAAUACAACAUGAAGCAGAAAGGAUUCCAAGAAAUGCAGCAAUGAAGAAUGUGUUUGAGACUGAACCUCAAAGAACAGGUGGGAUGGUUGAAAGGGAGGAUUGUAAGUUGGCAGCUUUUGAUUCAAGGAAAGAUUGCUACUUCUCUUCCAUGAAUUCAAGAGAUUCUCAUGGAAGGAAAAUUGAAGUGGGUUGUGAUUUUCCUGCUGAGAAGGAACAUGAUGGAUUUUCUACAGAAAAGUUUAGCUUUGAGCGGCAGAGGUUGAAAGAGAAGAAGAUUGAAGAGCUCAAGUCAAGAAGUGAAGAACAGAGGAAAUCUCUGUGCAUAAGCAGGGAAUUACAGAGGAAAAGACCAAAGCAGAACAGUAAACUAAAAGUUUAUUCUCCAAGAACAGCUUCAAAAGUUGAAAUUUGCAAAAUAAAAGCUCUGGAAGACAUGAAGAAAGCCAAGUUGAAAAUGAAAAAGAAGGCAAAGGACAAAGAAAUGGAGGAAUUCAAGGAUUUAGAAAGCUUCGCCAUGGUAAAAUUUUCGUAUGAUCCCCAGAAGGACUUCAGAGAUUCAAUGACUGAGAUGAUUAGAGAGCAGAGAAUUAGCCAGCUAGAAGAGCUUGAAGAACUCUUGGCAUGCUAUUUGACAUUAAAUUCUGAUGAGUUCCAUGGUCUCAUCAUCAGGGCAUUCCAGCAGGUAUGGUUCAACCUGAACCAAGCUUGUUUUACUGAAUUCGACAAUGAAGAGUGUCACUGAAGAUUAAUCACAUCUUUGCUACUGAUAGAGAAAAAUGUGAACAUUCUGUAGAUACGUUAUAUUCUAAUAUUAUGCUUCAAUUUCAGCACAUAAGGAUGAUUAGCUAGCUAACCUCCUGGCCAUGAACAACUUCAAGAAAUAGUCCAAUGUAAACAUUGAUGUGCCUGUGUAGUUCCAUCUUCACAUCACCUUUGACAAAGGAUAUUAGAAAAGCAAGAAUUGCAAUUGUGAAAAAGAGAAUCUAGACCGUACAAGGACAAUGUCCAGUGUUAAUUUGGCUUGGGAAAUGACAAUUAUAUUACAAGCACUAAUCUUUUUUUUUUGAGAUUGAAUUUACAAUACAAGUAUUUCCCAGCAAGCAAAGACUAAUGUACUAGUAGUAACUAGUAAGACCCAGUAUGGGUCUUAGAUUAUUUAUCCUGCAUUCAACCUCUAUGGUGAUAAGCAGCAUCUGUAAAACCCUUGUAUUCCCAGGAUCCAUAUAUGUUUUAUAGUGGUUGCUACGCUUAAUCCUGUUACAGCAUCCUAACAUGUGAUCCUAAUUCCCAAUAUUCAAUUUUCUCAGAUGACAAUUUUUCACAUAAUUAUUAGCAAUCUUCAUAAUUAAACUCCGACUAUCUGUUAAAAGGUUUUCUUUUUCAAACAAUUGCGUGCUAU
Messenger RNA from Manihot esculenta (cassava), 2245 nucleotides. RefSeq names its product transcription repressor OFP5. The coding region runs from base 260 to 1588 and encodes 442 amino acids. The transcript has a single exon. The record is from RefSeq and is a predicted model, not a curated record. NCBI's taxonomy places the organism in Eukaryota, Viridiplantae, Streptophyta, Magnoliopsida, Malpighiales, Euphorbiaceae. Gene Ontology annotation, biological process: negative regulation of DNA-templated transcription.